Lethenteron reissneri (Far Eastern brook lamprey) is the source of this 1508-nucleotide messenger RNA. RefSeq lists its product as uncharacterized. Lineage: Eukaryota; Metazoa; Chordata; Hyperoartia; Petromyzontiformes; Petromyzontidae. Gene Ontology annotation, molecular function: zinc ion binding; nucleic acid binding. The record is from RefSeq and is a predicted model, not a curated record.
GACUCUGCGAGAGGUGUUCGACGAAAUGGCGGACGCGUACGAGCCGCCGGAUGACGCCCAUCGCCGGUUCGUGCAACGACAACGCGCACCCGAGGAGUCACCGGUAGCGUAUAGGGGCGCCGUGUUGGAACUUGCUAUGGCCGCUUACCCGGAGACGGAGCCUGACCUGCUGGAACCUCUCAUCCUGGGGAAAAUGUUGGAGUUGUCCCGAGAUCUCGGCAUUCCUAUGCCGGUGUGCGGUCACGAAAAGCUCACGUCCCGGGCCGCGGCCAAGUGUCUGGACGCCCAGUUUAACCUUCGCCGCUGGAAACAAGUUACGGCGUGGACAGGUGGUCCUGUCGUCGAGGGGGGUGCCUUAGGGUGGGACCCUAGAAAGGCCGUGUACGUGCCGGAUGGGAGCAGCCAGCAGGAGCUGUCAGCUGCCUCUGCUCCGUGGCCGGCCCGGGGUGGGCCGGGGCCGCGGGCUGCGCCGCCGGUACGGCCGCGUCGGGACGGGGUGCCCGCUGCGCGCCGCAACGAGGUUGAGUGCUUCCGCUGCGGGCGUCGGAGCCAUUAUGCCAGGGACUGCUGGGCCCGCGUUCCGGGUCCGCCCCAGCAGGAGGCCUCGACAGCGGACGCUCCCAAGAAAGAUCCUACAGCACAGACAAGCCGGCCGUGACGCCGCAGGAGGGAGGACGUUCCGCUCGCGGGAUGCCGACCGGGGCAGCGGAAUCUACGGGACCUGCAGCCCUUCUUACCCCGCCACGGACGCGACUACGGGACGCCUCUGAACGGGACCGGGACGGUGGCAGGCCUCCAAUGGCGAUGGACGAACUUGCUCCUGUCGCCCUUAAAACCCUGCCACGUUCCCGCUCGGCGGGUGGGCUGCCGACCGUCCGGGACGGCCCAGCUACCCGUACUCGCUCGAAAUCCCUUACAUUUCGUUAACUUGUGUUGUGUUCUUGUUAUAUUGUUGUUGCAUGCUUCGUGUCUUUUAACGUAUUGGUCCUUUACACCCGCAUUGCUUGUUAAGUUGUAGUUCAGCCGAGGUCGGCUGGAUUUUCUCUACGGGGGAGGGUGAUGUAAUGCGGGCGUAAACGACCUUCCGGAAGUGACGUCAUGAGGGGAGGAGUUAGGUCACGUGGGGGAGAGGGGUCAGGUCUAUAGAGGGAGAGAAACCGGAAGAGGAGGGGGAGUGACGGGAGACCAGGAACGAGUGAGGCCACGUAGGGCGAGAGCGGAGAGUGGUGAGAUCGCCACGGACACGGGGAGCGAGGAUCGGCACUGUCGGCCAGCGGUGACCGACCCGAAGCAGCGAGGAGGCUGCAGUUGGCAGCGGGUCUGCAUACGGAGUUGGCAGCGGGAGUCUGCAUACGGAGUUGGCAGCGGGAGUCUGCAUAUGGAGUUGGCAGCGGGGGUCUGCAGCGAGUCUGCAAGGAGAGGAAGGAGGCUACAAUAGCGAUAGCAGCCAGGGGCUACAAGUAGAGUGUCUCUAAGAGAGUGCCGUGAGGGAAAAGACAAGAACCCAA